AUGUCAUUGCUUGGACAGUUACUUGAUUUAUAUUGUGAAGGAAAAUUAUGUAUUUAUUGUGUUGCAAGGUUUUCGUUUAGAAUAGGAGAACGAUACUACUCACAAAGUAUGGAAGAAAUUAUAAAUAAUUUAUUUCAAGCAGAAAAAAGAGAGGUUGUCCAUCCAAAGACCAAUUGUGUUAUUUGUUUUAAUAUGUCUAUUUAUUUUCAAAGUGAUGAAAUAGUUGAACGAAUACAUGAGGCAUUAAAAGAAUCAGGACAUAUUUAUGAAGGAACAUUUUAUAUUAAUACAUCAUUUCCACAAGCUAUUUUUGUUAGAGAAAUAGCAUUAUGUAGAUAUAUAACAAGAACAUUUCCAUCAAAGAAUUAUUCUCCUUUUAGGCUAAAAGAUACAUUAAGAUUUAUUUUAAUGAAUAAAAUUAAAGAUUGGAAAUGUGAAUUGGAAUCACCAUUAAAAUUAACAAUUGAAUUUACUCAUCAACAAUUAAGAGAAGAUGGGGAUAAACUCAUUGAAAUAUCAGUUGGAAAAAAGAGAAAAAGAAUGGAAACAUUAACAUCAACAAUAGCAAUGAAUGUCAUUGAAAAUAUUCCAUUAAAAGUAUUUGAAGAAUCAUUUACUAUUCCACCUAUUAGAAAUGAAGAAGAUCCAGGAAAGUAUAGAUUUAUAUUUGAAAGAGAUUAUAUUUAUAUUGGUGGAAGAUAUAGAAAAUACUCAAGACAAUUAAGUCAAUCACAAUGGGUUAUUCAAGGAAAAGAAAUGCAUGAACAUUCUAUUACAAAAGAAAUAGGUGAGGUAUUAAAGAAAUAUUUUGAAUGUGAUGAAUAUUUUAUGAUUGCAUCUGGAAGAGAAGAUGUUGAUGUUAGAAUGUUAGGAAAUGGAAGACCAUUUGUUUUUGAAUUACAUAAUCCAAGAAAAGUUUCAUUACCAAUAGAAUUAUAUGCUCAAAUACAAGAAGAAAUUAAUAAAUCACCAGCAAUUCAAGUAAUGCAUCUUCAAGCAAUAGAAGUUAAAGACAUUGAUAUAAUUAAAAAAGGAGAAAGAGAGAAAAGAAAAAGAUAUUUAGCAUUAAUAUGGGCAGAAUCAAUGAAAGAAUUAAAAAUAAAAGAUUUAUUAAUUCAACAAAAAACACCUAUUAGAGUAUUACAUAGAAGAUCAUUAUUAACAAGAGAAAGAAUGAUAUAUUCAUUAGAUUUACAUCCAAUUGAUGAACAUUUUGGAUUAUUAGAAUUAGAAACACAAGCAGGUACUUAUAUUAAAGAAUUUGUACAUGGAGACUUAGGUAGAACAAAACCAAAUAUUAUAGAAUUAUUAGGAUGUAAUGCAGAUAUAUUAUCAUUAGAUGUUAUUGAAGUUUUACUUGAUUUUCCAAAAGAAUGUAGACCAGAAAAAUUAAGACCUGUUACAUUUGAUAUUCCACCAUUUAUUACAUUAAAUGAACAACAAAAACAAAAGUGUAAAGAAAUUAUUAAUUAA
Molecule: messenger RNA, 1473 nt
Organism: Entamoeba dispar SAW760
Lineage: Eukaryota; Evosea; Mastigamoebida; Endamoebidae
Product: coiled-coil domain-containing protein, putative
Exons: 1
Coding region: 1-1473 (490 amino acids)
Biological process (GO): tRNA pseudouridine synthesis
Molecular function (GO): pseudouridine synthase activity; RNA binding
Source: RefSeq, a predicted model, not a curated record